AUGGGCAGGUAAAACCGUUGAAUAUUGUGUGUAAUUUAUAUUGAUUACGAAUUCUUGAUGGUAGGAUUUAAAUCAAUAAAUAUAACGAGACAUGUACACAAACACAACACAUUAAAACGAAAGUGGAUUUGAUAGUAAGAUAUGGAUGCAGCUUAUUCAAAACCAGCAUGGAGAAUGAAAACAAUCAGUUUAGAAAAGUAUACUUGAUAAAAAGCAGCAGGAGCAUUAACAUAUAAUGGGAAGUUCAAUAUCAAAAAAUACUGAUAAAGAAAACAAAAAAUUGGAAAAAGACCAACAAAAAGUACCAAAUGUGACGAAACCAGCAAAGCAGAACCACCAACAGGAGCAGCAAGACCGGACAAUAUUAGGAAACGAACCAAAACCGUCAGUGGUAGUUACAAACAAAUAUCUUCAUGAAAAGAAAAGCAAUCUGCAGUCUUUGCAGAAGAAACCACAGCAAGACCGCGCAAGAUCUAUAACUACACCAAAACCGUCAGUGAUAUUUACAACUAAACACAUUUCUCAACAGACAAGCAGUUUGAAGACUAAACAAAUAAAAAAAGAAGUUAUUGCUGCAAUAGAAAUUGGAUACACCCAUUCAGGAUAUGUCUUUUGUUUGGGUAAAAAGUAUGCUUUAGAGGGAGAAGGUCUAUAUUGUCCCAACUGGGAAGCAAGAGACAAUGGAGUGGUCAGUUUUAAAACCUCCACGGCGAUUUUGUUCCGACCGGAUAAAUCUAUUCAUAGCAUUGGUUACGAAGCAGAGGAAUAUGUCAGCAGAAAUCAAAAUGAAUCAGAUUCUGCAAAAUGGUUCUUUUUCAAAAACUUCAUGGUGGAAUUUUACAAACUCAAGGAUACAGCUAUUGAAGAUCUCAAGAUUAAAGAUUUCAGGCAAAAUAAUGUUACAAUGAAUGCGGUCGAUGUGAUAUCUAGCUUUAUUAACCAAAUGAAAGACAAAAUGAUAAAUGAAUUAGCAAGACAGCAAUUAGGGUACAACGACAAUGAUAUACAGUGGGUGUUAACAACACCGGGAAAGUUGGAACCUUCCACAAACCAGCUGAUGAACACCGCCGCAACACAAGCUGGUAUCACACAUGAUCAGUUAACUCUUCUACAGGGACCCGAAGCCGAGUUAAUGUAUAAUCGAACGUUUACAGUUCGCCAUCUACAUUUGGCGAAGAACAGAUAGCGCCACUGACAAAAUUCUACAGGUCUUUAUUAGUACAUUUAGGAGUGUAGCUUACAAUUUGACUGUGGUAGAAGUAAAUGAAAAGAAAACAAAUAUCCUUGAGACAAUUUUCAAUACAAAUGAAAGUGCAAAACAGGAGUUUAUAAGAUUCUUAACCCGCUUAUUUGGAGGGGACGUUUUGAAGUAUUUAAGAGAUUAUCAUCCAUUGGAGUAUUCUGAACUUCUACAUAAUUUUGAAAAGAAACUGAAAUAUUUCGAGUCAGAUAAAGUAGUAACUAUUCGUGUUCCUCCCAAAUGGUACGAUUCAUUUAAAGAAUUUACCAGCGACACACUGACUAAUUCAAUAAACCAAACAAGAUUCAGAAACGCUGUGUCAUUUCAGAAUGAUAAAAUAAGGAUAAGUUCAGAGUUGUUCCACAAGUUUUACGAAAAUGCUACAGAAUUUACUAUUGAAAUGGUAGAAAAGACUUUAGCAAAGCAGUCAGCAUUAGGAAUCGGCAUUUUAUUUAUAGCAGGUGACCAUGUAGACCACGUGUUUGUAAAUACACUGAAGGAACGAUAUCCGGCUCAUAGGAUAAUUAUUUCAAAGAAUCCAGAACUUGUUGUUCUGAAAGGAGCUGUUCUUUGUGAGAUAUUAGAAUAAACGUUGACCGUACGUAAUAAAUUUAAAAAAAAACACACAAUUUAAAAGAG
This is a messenger RNA of Mytilus californianus (California mussel), 1879 nucleotides long. Its product is annotated as heat shock 70 kDa protein 12A-like. The record is from RefSeq and is a predicted model, not a curated record. Bases 236 to 1186 code for a protein of 316 amino acids. NCBI's taxonomy places the organism in Eukaryota, Metazoa, Mollusca, Bivalvia, Mytilida, Mytilidae. The transcript is spliced from 9 exons.